ACAGCCAUACUUUGAAACGGGGAACUGACUUGUUGAAUCGUGAACAUUACUGUUUUUAUUCCACUUUUGAUCACGGACAACCACACUAUAAUCACCGGCUUGAUUAUGAUUUACUUUCGAGGGUGAUGAUUCUUAGCGUACACCGCUUGAAAUGCAAAAGAAAAAGACAGAUAGCCCUCAAGCUUGUUGGCUAAGUUAGAUAGCAACUCACUCAGUAAUAAUUGCUACUGUACCUAGCUAGUAAACACGUUGGCCAUCCGUGAAGAUGUCGCCCUGGGAUAUCAGAAAGGAGUACUUGUACAAGUUGCCAACUAUGGUCCUGUGCGAGUUCUCCAGAGUUAUGGACAGUAUUUCGGAUGUCGACUGGGACAGAUUUGCGUCACAUGUUUUGACUGACCAGACUGACCGACGCCUGGCUGAGAAGAGAGAGAGACGGACAGACUGGGUGAUCAAUCACUGGGCUCAGAGGAAUGGAACUGUGGGAAAGCUCCUGGACAUUCUGGAGAAGCUUCAGCUCUUCAGGGCUAGAGACCUCAUCCUAGACUGGAAGCCCAUUGGACAGCGGCAGUCUUCCACUCUACCUGCUGCCCCGUCAUUGGUUAAAGUGGACCCUCCGGUCCCUCCCUCUCACCUGUUCACCCCGCCUCUUAAAGUUCAGCCCAGCAGCACUAUGACCACCAAGGCUGUCUUUCAACCAGGACUGAGGGCUCUUCCCAAACCUGACCCGCCCCCUGUGGGGUUAGAAUCCCUCGUCCCCGGAGAAGGGGGACAGUCCACAAACCAACAGUUGUCCACAGGUGCACCUCCGCUGCUCCCCAGCGCCAUGUUCUGGCCGAUGGAGGAGGUCCAGAGAGGCACGGAAGGCUUCUCGGUGGCCCAGCAGAUUGGCGAGGGGGGUUUUGGGGAUGUGUACCGAGCCACCAUGAGGAGCACUGACUAUGCGGUGAAGAGACUGAAGGAGAAUUCAACGAUAGACUGGAGCACGGUGAAAGAAAGCUUCAAGACCGAGGUGGAGAAACUAUCACAAUACAGACACCCAAAUAUAGUGGACUUCGUGGGCUACAGUGUUGGAGGAGGAACCCACUGUCUCAUCUAUGUCUUCAUGGCCAACGGCUCCCUGGAAGACCAGCUGCACAAGGCCAGUACUGCCCUCUCCUGGCCACAGCGGGUCAGUGUGUUGUUGGGUUCUGCCAGGGGCAUCCAGUAUCUACACUCCUCUAGUCCCCCACUCAUCCACGGGGACAUAAAGAGUUCUAACAUUCUGCUAGACGAGCACUUGGAGCCCAAGCUGGGUGAUUUUGGGCUGGCCCGGUUCUGCCGUGCCCGUAGUUCUGCCGGCAAGACCACCAUGACAGUGUACACCAAGACACUGCGGGGAACCCAGGCGUACCUCCCAGACGAAUACCUCAAGACCGGGGAGUUGGGCGUGGCCAUCGACACCUUCAGCUUUGGAGUGGUGCUUUUAGAGGCUCUCACUGGGCGUAGAGCGUUAGAAGUCAACAGCCAAUCCAAACCUGUCUUCCUGAAAGACCUGGUGACGUCGGCUGAAGACAACGGUGAUCGUGGGAGGAAAGGAAGACUGAGCACUGAGGACAGGCAGAUUUCAAAGGGAACUUUGACAGCGACACUGAGCCUGGAACAGCCAAGCAUUCCCCCGGCAGCCAAACACAUCUGGAUGAACCACCUGGAUGCCAGAGUGCUGGCGCCUGGGUCGGGAGGCUCCGCUAGCCCGUCCAGGGUGUGUGCUGCCAGGCCAGGGUCCUGCCCUCCACACGGCUCCCUGGACUUGGCCGUCUUAGCCUGUCGCUGUCUGGAGACCCGGAAGAAGAAGAGACCCCCCAUGACUGAGGUGUUCCAACGGCUUCAAGACAUCCACAGCAAUCUGAAGGCUUCCAGCAGGUCAUCCCCUUCCAGUGCUCCUCAGGUCCAGCCCAUCCCCAAGCGUCCUCAAUCAUCUAUUGACUCAUGUAUAGACUCCCUGGUGGACAUCCUGUCAAAUAUAGGUCCACUCGAAGACACAUACCACUGCCCCCCUCACCCCAGCUCAUCCCUCUUGCAUCACUCAUCCUUGCUCGUUCCCUCCUCGUCCUCCAUCCUGGGCCCUUGUGAAUCGGAUGAGAGUCAGGGCUACUCCCAGUACUCGGCUGCUCUUCUUUCCCAGCCGCCCCAUUGUGGAAGUAGACCAGAUCCUCAGAUCUCUUUGCCUUCUGGUAGGGUAUCUGCACUCCAGACCUCCUUGCCUUGCUGCGGGGCCUCUAAGACUGUUGAGGUCAGUUAUUCUUGGUCGUCACAUGCUGGUCGUUUACGCUCCAGUUCACCAAGCUCCUUAUCAGAUGCUGAGAAUAACCCACAGAGCAGAGGGCCAGAGGAGAGCGAUGAACUUGACUAUCUUUCUGGAGAAGCCAGUGGGAGUCAAGCCGAUAGAGAUUGACACUCAUAACUUCAAACCAAGCCUGAUGCUAAAAAUUAGUUUCCAAAAUUACAUAAUUAGAGGACAUUCUUAUUAUUAUUAUUGUUAAUAAUAAACUGAAGAAUGCAGUUUGGAAAGGAUGAAAUGUAAUCAACCAAAUCCAAAGUUUCACACAUUACAAGUUCUCAUUACAAAUUGUUUACAAUUUAUUUCCUAGUUAUUUAUCCAACACUCAUCUACAAAAGUUUACAAGAGCUAUUACGGUGAAAUGUCUUGUUCAAGAGCCCAGUUAUCAUUAUCCUUGUCAGUUCUGGGAUUUGAACCAGCUACAAACUGCUGGUAUAAAUCUCUAACCUCUAGGCAAUUUGGUGCCCAACCUGUAUCAGUAUCUUUUGGAUAAUUCAGAAUGUUGUAUGAAUGUUGUUACGUUAAUACAAACAAUAUACAGAAUAUCAAGGAAAUGUCACAUACAAGUUACAUUUAUAUAGCAGGCAUGUAUCGUGAUUUCACUGUCUACAGAAUAUACAGCCUGUUUCAGUAUUGCUAUUGUGAAUUAUUUAUUAUCGUCUGUGAUUUUUUUUAUUUUUUUUGAUCUAUAGUAAUUAAAUUGUUAUUCUGUAUUUUCCAUCUGUAUGUACGUCUCACAGUUUAUGACUGUGGUUGUGGAAUGGGCCUUUAACAUGUACUCCUGCAAUGAGGAUCGUUUUUGCUGUUAGUCUAGCACAGGGCAGUAUGUAGUCAAACCUAAUUAUAACUUCUAUGAGUGACACUUGGCUCAUGUCCUGCCACCUGUUUUGGAGGUGGUGAGCCAGCUGUAAUCAGAUUCUUCCUGAAUUUGCUACACUUGUGUCAGCAGUGGGAUGCUGUGGCAUCAUAGUAUGAUAUGACCACAUAGCCUACAUUACACUGGAAUACAGAUGUUUGUCAGUGAAUUUUCAUAAUGCUUCAGUUGAGUGUGUUUUUCCAUUGUUUAUUUCUGAAUACAAGUUAAUAUAAUCAAUGUAUGAAAUUGUUCAAUAAAAAGUUGAACACCA
Molecule: messenger RNA, 3444 nt
Organism: Esox lucius (northern pike)
Lineage: Eukaryota; Metazoa; Chordata; Actinopteri; Esociformes; Esocidae
Gene: irak1
Product: interleukin-1 receptor-associated kinase 1
Exons: 13
Coding region: 266-2431 (721 amino acids)
Biological process (GO): signal transduction; protein phosphorylation
Cellular component (GO): plasma membrane
Molecular function (GO): ATP binding; protein binding; protein kinase activity
Source: RefSeq, a predicted model, not a curated record